Molecule: messenger RNA, 1620 nt
Organism: Diachasma alloeum
Lineage: Eukaryota; Metazoa; Arthropoda; Insecta; Hymenoptera; Braconidae
Product: 4-coumarate--CoA ligase-like 3
Exons: 7
Coding region: 1-1620 (539 amino acids)
Biological process (GO): long-chain fatty acid metabolic process; fatty-acyl-CoA biosynthetic process
Molecular function (GO): long-chain fatty acid-CoA ligase activity
Source: RefSeq, a predicted model, not a curated record
AUGAUGAAUACGGUGUCAAAGAAAUAUCCACAACUGAGUUUUGAAGAUGGGAUUUGGAAGGGUCCUACGAAAAUAUAUCGGGAUGAUGAUUUUCAAGUGGGGAAGAGGGUACUCCAAAGUCUGAAGGAGGCACCGAAUUUUAUUGCUCAACUUGAUUCUGCCACUGGAAAAUUGGAUACCUUCGGGGAGAUGAUGGACAGGAGCAUCCGGUGUGCCCUCUGGCUGAGGAAAAAAGGGAUUGGUCGCGGUGAUGUUAUCUCCGUUGCUGGUGAUAAUCACCAAAACACGGUGAUUCCCAUUUUGGCCGGUCUUUUCACGGGAUGUAUCAUAAACACUUAUUCACAAGAUUGGCUAGAUGAAGAAUUAAUAUCUGAUUUCGUCAGAGACCUCGAGCCAAAGAUUGUUUUCGCCGAUACAGUACUGGCGCCCAGGAUGAUGAAAUACAGCAACGUCGAUAACAAAAAAUUCGAAGUUAUAGUUUUCGAAAAUCUGCCUGGAUUCACGUUCUUCAAAGAUAUCCUGGAUGAGCAGAGCGCAGUGGAAGUUGACAGUUUCGAGUGCGUGGAUAUUCCUUCUGAAGAGGACACCGCAUUCCUCUUAUUCACCUCAGGCUCGAGUGGAAAUCCCAAGGUGUUUCGGUAUCCUUAUAAACUCCUAAAGCGAGAUGUGCACUGGUUACCGAGAGAAGAACUAUAUGAGAGGGUGGGCAUAUGGUGUACUGAGCCUGUCUGGGUUGUUGUCAUUAUCUCUGCUCUGGGGGCGAUCAUCAAUCGCUCGACUUAUGUGAUACAUAAGUACGCGAAUGCAGCUGAUUUCUGCAGAGUUGUUGAGAAGUAUAAGAUUAACUGGAUGAUGCUGGGAACGGAGCACGUCAAUAUGAUAUCUCGAUUAUCAAAUACCGCAGAGUUCGAUUUUUCCGAAGUGACAUUCAUAAGAUAUUGCGGGUCCUACAUCAGACCGGAAGUAGAGAGAAAUUUGCACACCAUAUUUCCUCGAACGUGGCUGUCGCAGUCGUACGGUUUAACAGAAAUCGGUGUAGUUACGUAUGCGAUGAGCGACCACAAGUGCCCCUCCUGUGGUAUACCCGCAGAGAACACUGAAAUUAAACUGAUAAAUUCGAAGGAUGAGAUUGUUAUGUGUCCCAAUCAAUCAGGAGAAUUGUGCGCCAGAACUCCAUGCCUAUCAAUUGCUUAUCACAAGAAGGCAACGGCAUCGGAGAGAACACUGGACUCAGAGGGUUGGUAUCGCACCGGUGAUCUGGCGUAUUACAACGAGGAUGGUGAAUUCUUCUUCGUCGAUAGGAUCAAGGAAAUGAUCAGAUAUAUUGUCGCUGAUAUUCCCGCUGGUGUCGUAGAGGACUGCAUACUGAAGCAUCCUAGUGUUCUUGAAGUCGCUGUUGUUGCUAAGCUGCAUGAGGAAGACAUAGAACAUCCCAUGGCUUUCAUUGUCAAGAAGCCUUACAUUCAGGUGACGGAGGAGGAAAUCGAGGGCUGGGUUGAGAAACAUCUGCCGGAUCGCAUGAGACUUCGUGCUGGUGUUAAAUUUCUUGAGGACAUGCCGUAUAAUAAUGCUGGCAAAAUAGCUAAGGGCGUGCUGCGCCGUUGGUGUAAUGCUGAGUAG